This is a messenger RNA of Rotaria socialis, 3516 nucleotides long. Lineage: Eukaryota; Metazoa; Rotifera; Eurotatoria; Philodinida; Philodinidae. The record is from the annotation of a GenBank genome assembly.
AUGUUUAAAUUCAAACUUGGUCGUAAACAACCCGAAGAUAAUGAAGCACGCCGACGUCUUCAAAAAGAAUUAUUUAGCUUCAGUAAAAUAUGUGAUCGUGGCUUUCCUUCACAUCCAUCAGCUAUUGCCUAUGAUCCUCAAUUGAAAUUAAUCGCUAUCGGAACACAUGCAGGUGAAAUUCGAAUUUAUGGACAGCCAAAUUUUCAAGUAUCAUAUAAUCUUAAUAAUCCGUCAUCAAUACGAAAAAUAAUAUUUCUAAAUGGUAUCGCAAGAGUGCUUAUAUUAACAAGUGAUGGUUAUUUACAUUUACUCGAAAUAAAUAAUUUGAAUAGUAUACAUAUUGAUCAUAUAUGUACAUCAAAUGAGAAUAGUGAAAGCAUUUUAAAAGAUACUCAAACUUUAUGUCUAUUAAGAAAUAAUUUAAAUCUAUUGAUUGGCCUUCAAAAUGGAAAUAUCUAUUUAUUCAAUAUUGAAAAUUUUUCGCUUAAUACAAAGCCAAUCAUUCCAACUGAAACUAUUGAAAAAAUAAUUGUUGAAAAUUGUAGUGGACGUAUUAUUCAUCCGGGUUCUGUACAAUCUAUUGUACAACAUCCAAUCAAUGAUGAUAACGUCUUAAUCGGUUAUAAAAAUACACUUAUUGUUCAUUGGGAUUUACCAUCAAAUAGUCAUGAUAGAACUUAUAUUUAUAAACAAGAAGUCGAAUCGGUUUGUUGGUAUAAUCAAGGUAGAAAUUUUGCCACUUGCCACAGUAAUGGGAGUUAUGCAUUAUGGGAUGCUAAGCAACAAUUAAAUAUUGUUGAAACAGAAAAAAUUCCUUAUGGUCCAUAUCCAUGCACAUCAAUGACCAAAAUUAAUGUUAAAAUUAUGCGAAAUGGUGACCCUUUAAUAAUAUUUUCCGGUGGUUUACCUCGUUCAAGUUACUCUAAUAAACAUACUGUUAGUUGUUUAUGUGAAAAUGAGCACAAUAAUGAACGUACACGGCAUGUUACAUUCGAUUUUACAACAGGAAUUAUUGAUUUUUUUACUAUCGACAAAUUAUCAAGCGAUGGAUCUCGUGAUGAUCCUCAAUCACUUGUCAUUUUAUUAAAUGAAGAAAUCGUUAUGGUUGAUCUUCUAACUGAUAGUUGGCCAUCGUAUCAUUUACCCUAUUUGAAUAGUAUUCAUGCAUCACCCGUUAUAUGUACAACAUUUGCAUGUAAUGUUAAUCAAGAAUUUUAUAAAAAACUUAUUAACUAUGCUUCAGUACAAUUUGAAGAAAAUUCUGAUCAACAAUGGCCAAUAACAGGAGGGGAAAUUAAAAAAGUCAUCAAUGAUGAUUCACACGAGAAGAAUUUAUUACUCACAGGACAUGAAGAUGGAUCAGUACAAUUUUGGGAUGUGACUAAUAUUUCUAUGCCAUUGAUUUGUAAAUUAAAGACAAGUGAUUAUUUUCAAAUUGAACAAGCACCUAAUGAUGAUAUCGAUGAAGAAACAUGGCCACCAUUUCGAAAGACGGGUAUUUAUGAUCCAUAUUGUGAUGAUCCACGUCUUGCUAUACAAAAACUGGCAUUAUGUACGAAUACCGACACACUUAUUGCUGCUGGCACUGCUGGUCAAGUACUUACUUUUCAAUUUACAGCUGAACCUACUGAUGUAAAUCUACCAAUGACAACAGUCAAUCUAUUGGAUGGUUGUGAAAGUUUUGUCUGGAAGGGACACGAAGAAAUGAAAACUAAAUCAACAUUUGUAUCAUCUGGUUUUCUUCCUACAUCAUGUGUUCAACUUUAUCCACCAGCCGCUGUUUCAGCUUUAGCUUUAUGCUCGGAUAUUCAAUGUUAUGCUGUCGGUACAGCACAUGGCUUUGCAUUAAUUAAUUAUCAACAAAGCCGGAUUCUUACUGCUAAAUGUACACUUGAUCCAAAUAGUUUAGGACAUGCCUCAAAAGUACCUUCGUCAUUUGGUGAAUCAACAUUAAUUCGUGGUCGUUCAUUGAAAAAAUCUCUUCGUGAAUCUUUUCGACGUUUUCGUAAAGGACGAACAACAAAAAAAUCAACAAUGACGCCAACUACACCACGAGUCGAUGAAAGUCAUCCUCUAUCAGCAACAAAUAUGCACUUAGAACAAAUAACACGUGUACCUAUUGAACGACAAGUUGAAUUUCGAGAAUUUAAACAAAACGAUGAUCCAAUCGUCAGUAUGGUUCGUUGUCUUUAUUUUGCUAAAACAUACCUUAAUAGUCUUCAUGAUCGAACUCGUUCGCUUUGGGCUGGUACAAACAGUGGCCAUGUUUAUGUUUAUUCUAUCAUUGGUUUUGAAUCUCAAACACUAAAUAGAACUACAAUAACAACGGAUCAAACAAGUAGUUGCUCAUUAGCUAAAGAAAUUCGAUUAAAACAUAAAGCGCCUGUAUUAAGUAUUAUUGUACUUGAUGGUUUGAAUCAAUCGAUAGGACAAGGCUCAAAUAUUCCACCAAUAGAUUCAAAAUUGUUAACUGCAGAAAUUCCGAUUCAAACCACACCAACACACUCAGAAAAUGUAACAUCACAUAAAGUACUUAUCUGCUCUGAAGAACAAUUUAAAAUAUUUACAUUACCGCAUUUAAAACCGUCGGGAAAAUUUAAAUUAACAGCAACAGAAGGUACACGUGUGCGAAAAAUUAAUAUCAAUCAAUUUUCAUCAAAAACAGAUAAUCCAGAUGAAUCUCAUUCUGAAUAUUGCCUUACUUGUUUGGAUAAUAUGGGUCACAUUAGUAUUUAUUCAUUACCAACAUUUCGUCGUCAAAUAUUAUUUAAUUGUGUAAAACCAACUGAUAUAACAGCAUUAUCAAGUUUACAAUUUACACCCUAUGCACAUGCCUUUUAUUUACAAUCAUCAUCUGAAUUUACUGAAGUAACAUUUUCAUUAAAAAAUAGCUCACCUUGUUCCAUGAUGAUUUCCUAUGAUAAACUGCAACGUAAAACAAUAUUACGGUCAAAUGAAGAUCAAUCGAGCCAACAAAUCAGUUCGAAAAGAGAUGAAUCUCACGAUCACGUAGAAGAAUUGACACAUGAAAUAUUAUCAAAAGAUUCCAUUUUCUCAUCAACACCAAAAACUAUUGAUAAUAAAAAUGAAUAUGAAGAACCUGAAUCAAUAACAAUAAUAAAAUCGAAUCCAAAUGAAAACAACAGUGGUCUUAGUACAAAUUCGGAUUCAGCUAUUGAUAUAAAUUCAAUGAAUAUUACAAAUAAUCAACCGUCAAAUGAUGAAGUUUUGAAACCGGUUGAACAUGAUCCACCUUCAUUUCAAUCAACUCCAUUAAAAGUUGCCACUGAACCCUCAAUAACAGUUUCACAAAAUGGUGAUCAUGCAUCAAUUUCACCAGUCCUAUCAAAAUCAAGUAAAAAAGCUGCUCCACCACCACCACCACCACCAAAACCGGCUAAAUUAAUUUCGGCAAAAGUUCGCCAAGCACCAACCAUAAAUGAAGUUCAUUGCUACAAUGGUAAAAAUAAUAAAUCAUCAUCACCAUCUCAACAGACACCUGCCAUACAUACUUAA